Molecule: messenger RNA, 2904 nt
Organism: Rotaria socialis
Lineage: Eukaryota; Metazoa; Rotifera; Eurotatoria; Philodinida; Philodinidae
Source: the annotation of a GenBank genome assembly
AUGUCUUGGGUAUAUUUAGCAUUGAUAUUUACUGCGGUAAUUACAAAUGCUCAAGGAAUACCACCGCCAUUCGAUGUUCGUAUUGACCAUUAUAAAGUUGAAACAAUAAAAGACUUAGUAAUCAACACACCUCGACCCCGAUUAUCGUGGAAAUUACCAAAUUUUGCAGAGCGCAAUGUUCAACAAACGGCAUAUCAAAUUCAGCUUAAAUUUGAGAUCGAUGAAUGGGACAGUGGCCGAAUAGAUUCAAGCCGAUCGAUUCACGUUCCAUGUACAGACAAAAAUGAUCUUAAACCAUCAACGAAUUAUCAAAUUCGACUUCGUAUAUGGACAACAUUAUCGAAUCAAGCAAGUUUAUGGACUGAAUGGAUACAAUUUCGAACAUCAGUAUUCAAUUUACAUGCAUAUAUCAUGCAACUAAACGAUCAAGUCAAUUGGAUUGGUUCAACACAGAUCUAUAUGAAUGAAUUAAGAAAAGAAUUCAAUGUAUCUAGUGAUAGUCCUAUUCGAACAGCGACAGCUUAUGUGUCGGGCAUUGGUUAUUAUGAAUUGUAUGUCAAUGGAAAUAGUACUGAUCUUAGUCGAAAAUUAGAUCCCGGUUGGACAACAUAUGAAAAACGAACUUUACUAGUAUCGUAUGAUCUUACAACGACUAUCAAGGCUGGUAUGAAUGCUGUAGGUGUGAAAUUAGGUAAUGGUUGGUAUAGUCAAGAACAAUAUGUACCACCUUCUGCUAGUGAACCUAACUAUGGUCCUCCUCGUCUUCUAUUUGUAUUACAUAUUAUUUUUGAAAAUUCCGAUGAUAUGGCAAUCUAUAGUGAUCAAACAUGGAAAGGUCGUCAAGGAUCAAUUGUACACGAUAGUGUUUAUAAUGGUGAAAUAGUUGAUAAUCGAUAUGAUCGUCCUGGUUGGGCUCAAGUUGGAUUCAAUGAUUCAUUGUCACUUUGGAUUACACCGGAAAUAAUGCCACCGCCAGUAAAUAUAACUGCUAAUGGACAAAUGACUCUACAAGAUAUGCCGCCAAUACGUGCUGGUCCUGAUGCGUUACAUUUUGAAAUUGAAAAUCCAUCAGAGAUGAAGAAUAGUUAUUUAUCAAAAGAAGAUUUUAAUGAUAUUCAAGGUGCACGAUUACACGAUGGUGGAAUAUUGAAACCGAUUAGUGUAUCAACACCAGUGUUAGGUGUGCAUACAUUUGAUAUGGGUCAAAAUAUGGUUGGUUGGUGUCGUUUUCAUUUUCGUGGCCCACGUGGCCUUGGUAUUUAUAUUCGUCAUGCUGAAAUAUUAGCACAACCAGUUGUUUCGACUCACCAAGCCUACGGUAGUAUCGACACACAAAAUCUUCGUGGUGCUACGCAAGCUGAUAGUUAUAUAUUACGUGGAGAUCCAAAUGGUGAAAUUUAUGAACCACGUUUUACUGUGCAUGGUUUUCGUUUUAUAACUGUCUUUGGUUCACCAAAUUCUUUAUCAGUGAACGAUGUCGAAUGUCUUGUUGUACACAGUGAAACAACAGUCAAAGGACAUUUCGUUUCAACGAAUCCAAUCAUUAAUCAAAUUCAACAUAAUGUUCAAUGGGGUCAAUUAGGUAAUUCAAUGUCAUUACCAACAGAUUGUCCACAGCGUGAUGAACGAAAAGGAUGGAUGGGCGAUGCUGCAUUGACUGUCAAUGAAGCUCUAUAUAAUUUUGAUUUGAUCAAAUUCUAUUUAAAUUUUCUGAAUCUCAUUGGUGACAUCCAAUUAGGUGAUGGUUCAAUAGCGGACACCGUGCCAGUAACAUUCGGUGGUUAUCCUGCUGAUCCCAAUUGGGGUACAGCAUUACCAACUAUCACAUGGCAAUUAUAUCGUCAUUAUAAUGAUUUAUCUAUUAUUCGCGAUCAUUAUUCUCAUGUUCGUGCUUAUGUUGAAUCUGUUCGUGGAGGCUACAAUAGAACAGGUUUAGCUAGACUUGCUUAUCAUUAUGGCGAUUGGGUUCCACCUCCACCACAACGAAUGACAAAUGUCUAUUUGAUUGCAUCGUAUGGAUUUUUGCAUGAUGUUUCAUUAUUGGUCAAUAUGUCUCAAGCUAUCGGUUUUACUAAUGAUACACAAGCAUAUUCAGCAUUCUAUUUACAAUUAGCUGAAGAAUUUCAUCGAGUAUUUUUUACAGCAUCAGCUGGUUAUUAUGCAGAUGGUAUGCAAGCAGCACAAAUAUUGGCAUUAGCUUUACCAAAUGUUGUCCCAGUUAAUGUGCGCGAUAGUGUUUUACAACAUUUAAUUCAAGAUAUUAAUAGUAAAGGAAAUCAUACAUCAACAGGCAUUGUAUCAACAGCAGCACUUUAUCCACUUUUGUCUGAUAAUGGUCAACACGAUUUAGCAGUUGAAUUAGUUUCGACAAUCACAUAUCCAUCGUAUGGUUAUAUGUUUAAUAAUCCGUAUGAAAAUGCAACAACUAUGUGGGAAUUAUGGGAUGCACCGAUGGAAGGUCCAGGAAUGAAUUCACGAAAUCAUCAUAUGUUUUCAAGUAUCGGGGCGUGGUUUUAUUCACAUUUAGCUGGUAUAGAUUUUCAAUCGGAUUUAAUUCUUAUUCACCCACGAAUGUUAUCAGAAAAUAAAAAACAUCUCUUAACGAAAAUUGAUUGUCAACUAAGUACUUUGUAUGGGCUUGUUCAUGUUUCAUAUACACGUGAUGAAAGGGAUACAUUUGCCAAUUCAAUUUUACUCCGAGUUUCAAUACCAUCGAAUGCUCGAGCGCAAGUUAUAUUCGAACCAUUGUAUCCCGGUGCUCGAUGUGUGACAAUAAUGGAAAACUAUAAAGUUAUCUGGUCGAUUGAUAGUAAGGAUAAUAGUGUUUUUCAUGAUGUCAACACUGGUUUAAUGACUCGUCAAGUUGGAUCAGGAGAUUAUGAAUACCAAGCCUUUUGGGAAUGA